Molecule: messenger RNA, 1026 nt
Organism: Penicillium digitatum Pd1
Lineage: Eukaryota; Fungi; Ascomycota; Eurotiomycetes; Eurotiales; Aspergillaceae
Source: RefSeq, a predicted model, not a curated record
AUGGGGACACGAUUCAAAAGUGAUACCAAAGACCCGGCUGUCAAUGUCACCACAUGGGUUCUUUUGGUCACGAUCGUUUUCAGUGUCCUUGCCAGAUUAGUCACUAAGAUUCGAAUCUUUAAAAGGCUCACCACAGAUGAUCUCCUGAUCAUUGCUUCUCUGAUCCUUGGAAUUGGCCAGAGUAUAGUUGUUUCGCUGGCAGUUGGGUCGGGUUAUGGAAAGCAUUCCAAAGACGUCUCCAGCGCCGAGAUGGAACAGGUUAUGAAAUUAUCUCUGGUCGUGUUUAUCCGGGGUCUUACACCAUCUGCCAAAAAUAAAUGGCUCGCCCUAGGUGUUGAGAUCAUUGUAUACGCCUGGGCAGUCGUUGCAAUCUUUGGAACUGCAUUUCAAUGCUCUUUGCCUCAUACUUGGGAUUUCCAGAAUGGCCAGUGCUUUAACCUGGUAGCUUGGCGCUACUUCAUCGUUAUCUCCAACAUCAUCACCGAUCUCGUGAUUGUAGCCCAGGCAAUGAUCCUGAUUUCUAGCGUCCAAACAACCCUGGGGCGACGCCUGGGUUUUGCGGGUAUCUUCCUGCCUCGGCUCUUUGUGACCGUCGCAGCCAUCGUCGAGCUCCCCUUUAUUAAGAGAGGCACGAAAACCAAAGACCCAACGUUUCAGUCGUGUGAAAUCACUAUUUUUGAAGUGCUCAUUCAGUGCCUCAGUAUUGUGACGGCCUGUUGGGGACAAUUAAACCCCUUCCUGUCCUGGAUGCGAUCGAACGGGCUCAAGCUCGAUGGGGUAGAAGAGCCGAACUCUUGGAGCUACAAGAUGCGGUCGCAAACACAGGGGCGAUCCGAGUCGCGGGACCACAAUGUGAAGCUCGAGAGCAACACAACAUUCCCUUUCCCGAUGCGACGAGAUCAAAUUUUGGUUACACAAGAUUGGGAGGUCGGCAGCCAGUCAAGCCAGACGCACAUGAUGGGGGAGUCAGAGACACCUAGGCUAGCAACAGUAGAAAGUGGUCGUCCGGCCAACAGAGUUGCUUGA